AUGGCACCGCAAUUCCAGCCCAUGAAGAAUGAUUUGAUUCUGCGGACGGCGAGAGGCGAAAAAGUCGAGCGCCCGCCAAUAUGGGUGAUGCGGCAAGCUGGACGCUACCUACCCGAGUACCACGAGGCGAAAGGCGGUCAUGACUUCUUCGAAUGCUGCCGUAGCCCUGAAAUUGCCUCGACGCUCACCCUCCAACCCAUUGAAAGGUACGAGGGGCUCAUUGACGCUGCCAUCAUCUUCUCCGAUAUCCUCGUCAUUCCACAAGCUAUGGGUAUGGAGGUCAUAAUGGUGGACAAGAAGGGUCCGCACUUUCCCGAGCCGCUGCAGACACCAGAAGACAAGCAGUACAAGGAAGUACUGGAGCGCAAGGUAGACGUGGCCGAAUCGCUGGACUACGUAUACAAGGCCAUUACUUUGACAAGGCAAAAGCUCGCAGGAAGAGUGCCACUGAUUGGAUUCUGUGGCGCACCCUGGACACUGUUGUGCUACAUGGUGGAAGGAGGAGGCAGCAAGUUCUUUAUCCAGACUAAGACUUGGGUCUACAAGUAUCCAGAGGAGAGCAAAGCGCUGUUACAGAAGAUCGCAGAACUCUGUGUGGAAUACCUUGCCCUUCAGGUACAGGCCGGAGCACAGAUGAUCCAGGUUUUCGACUCCUGGGCCGGCGAAUUGUCCCCCUCCUCAUUCAAGACCUUCGCCCUUCCAUAUCUCAACUAUAUUGCCGACAACCUCCCCCCACGCCUCCAAGCCCUUGGUCUGGAGCCUGUCCCAAUGACCGUCUUCGCCAAGGGAGCAUGGUAUGCAUUGUCGGAUCUUUGCGACUCGAACUACAACACGAUUGGUCUGGAUUGGUUGCAUGACCCGGCCGAGGCAUACAAGACUGCGAGAGCGAAGGGUAAGGUCCUGCAGGGCAAUGCCGAUCCCGGCGUCUUGUACGGCAGCAAGGAGGGAGUGACCAAGGUUGUAGAGGACAUGGUCGCUGGGUUUGGUGGCGGCAAGCAGGGUUGGAUUGCGAAUCUCGGCCAUGGAAUCACUCCGUUUGUGAAGCCAGAUGAUCUGAAGUUCUACUUUGAGGAGAUUCAUCGAUUAACCAAAUCUUAA
Cucurbitaria berberidis CBS 394.84 is the source of this 1098-nucleotide messenger RNA. RefSeq names its product uroporphyrinogen decarboxylase. Gene Ontology annotation, biological process: heme biosynthetic process. Lineage: Eukaryota; Fungi; Ascomycota; Dothideomycetes; Pleosporales; Cucurbitariaceae. Gene Ontology annotation, molecular function: uroporphyrinogen decarboxylase activity. Bases 1 to 1098 code for a protein of 365 amino acids. The record is from RefSeq and is a predicted model, not a curated record. Gene Ontology annotation, cellular component: cytosol. The transcript is spliced from 5 exons.